Molecule: messenger RNA, 1690 nt
Organism: Amphiprion ocellaris (clown anemonefish)
Lineage: Eukaryota; Metazoa; Chordata; Actinopteri; Pomacentridae
Gene: gmds
Product: GDP-mannose 4,6-dehydratase
Exons: 11
Coding region: 105-1220 (371 amino acids)
Biological process (GO): GDP-mannose metabolic process
Molecular function (GO): GDP-mannose 4,6-dehydratase activity
Source: RefSeq, a predicted model, not a curated record
GCUUGGUUUACGGAAGCUGCAGGCUCGUCGCUCCUCUGACUGUAAACUCACGCACGGUUCUCGUCAGUUCUGACAGCAGCCUGUAAACACUCCGCCGGUCAGACAUGGCCCAGUGCUCCGAGCCCGCUACCGUCAGCUCCGCGGUGAACGGAGAGCUGAAGAGGGAGAGGAAGGUGGCCGUUAUCACAGGAAUCACCGGACAGGAUGGCUCCUACCUGGCUGAGUUCCUGCUCGCUAAAGGCUAUGAGGUUCACGGUGUUUUGCGGCGUUCCAGCUCCUUUAACACAGGUCGCAUUGAGCAUCUUUACCAGAACCCACAGACACAUGCUGAGGGCAACAUGAAGCUGCAUUACGGUGACCUGACUGACAGCACAUGUCUGGUGAAGAUCAUCAACCUGGUGAAACCUACAGAAAUCUACAACCUGGGAGCUCAGAGUCAUGUUAAGGUCUCCUUUGAGCUGGCCGAGUACACUGCUAACGUAGACGGUGUGGGAACGCUGCGUCUCCUGGAUGCCAUAAAGACAUGUGGUCUCACCAAUAACGUAAAAUUCUACCAGGCCUCCACGAGUGAGCUGUACGGCAAAGUCCAGGAGAUCCCUCAGAAGGAAACCACUCCCUUCUACCCUCGCUCACCUUACGGAGCUGCUAAGCUGUAUGCCUACUGGAUUGUGGUGAACUUCCGAGAGGCCUAUAACAUGUUUGCUGUCAACGGGAUCCUCUUUAACCACGAGAGCCCGAGGAGAGGUUCAAACUUUGUGACGCGUAAGAUCAGCCGUUCUGUGGCAAAAAUUUACUUGGGCCAACUGGAGAGCUUCAGCCUGGGCAACCUGGACUCCAAAAGGGACUGGGGCCACGCCAACGACUAUGUGGAGGCUAUGUGGCUGAUGCUGCAAAAGGAGGAGCCAGAGGAUUUCGUCAUAUCAACAGGGGAGGUGCACAGUGUGAGGGAGUUUGUGGAGAAGGCCUUCAAACACGUGGGAAAGACCAUUGUGUGGGAAGGAAAGGAUGAGAAGGAGGUUGGUCGUUGCCAGGAGACAGGUGUGACACAUGUGAAGGUGGACCCGAAAUUCUUCCGUCCUACUGAAGUGGACUACCUACAAGGUGACAGCACCAAAGCGUAUCAGAAGUUGGGUUGGAAGCCAAAGGUGACUUUCGAGGACCUGGUGAAGGAGAUGGUGGAUGCAGACAUCGAGCUGAUGAAGAAAAACCCAAACGCCUGAGCCCAAAUCAGUCAGUCCAUCCAGGGGACAAAUAUUUUAGCACUCCAGUGUUGUGCCACUGGGGCCUACAGUGGAAGGACCAUGUUUUAUUUUGACCUUUAUGACUUUUCCAAAUGAGGUAAUCGUGUCCUUUUAUGUUUGCUACGGAUGUUAGGGUGAACUAUCCUCUGCCUUUGUGUCUAGUGUCUAUUUCUGAUAUUAUGUCAUGGUGUUUUGAUUUUCUUUUUAUUAUAUAGCACAAAUGCCUUUUACAUCUCAACACUGAUCAUGUCUGAAUUUAAAUAGAUGGUAUCUUUUAGGGGUUUAUUUAUGGGUGUGUUUGUUUUCUUUAAUCUUGGUGUCAAAGUUGAAAUUCAUUCAUUCAGAGGAUGACAGGGAAGAAUAUAUAAAUAAAUUCAAUGAGUGGAGAUUUAAUCUUUUAUUAAAAUGAGCAAAUGAAUCAUUUGGUACAAUAAAAACAAAUCUUUUAA